AUGCUAGCUACCACAUGUAUUAAAUUUCGAGGUAUUGGGCCCAAUGUAAGAUAUGAAAUAGGACCCGAAAAUCUUUUGGCCCAACCUUACACGAAACAAUUUUUGCCCGCCAAAACGAAGUGCCUGUUCCAUUUCCCGCCAAAUCCUCAGAAAACCUACGCCGAAAAGACGAGAAGAUACUGCGAUUUGAAGCUCCGGCGAGGGUUUGCCAUGGAUCUGAGCGAGGAUGUCCGGGCAGCACACAAGCGGACAUUUCUCAAGUUCUUCGAACAAACUGAUUACAACAUUGAGCUGAAAAAAUCGCUCGACUAUAUGUUUACUCAAAAUCGUCGCCGUUGUGUAGUUAACCUUUCUCAUUUCUACCACCAUAGAGAAGGGACUGAUCUGGCUCGCAGGCUAUUGCAGUCUCCGAGCGAGUAUAUGCAGCCGCUUUGUGAUGCAGUGACUGACAUGGUUCGGAGCAUGAAUGCUAAGUACUUAAAGGAAGGAGAACAAAUUCUGGUUGGGCUUGAGGGUCCGUUUGUCUCCCGAAGAGUGACCCCACGAGAGCUCUUAUCUGGGUUUAUCGGCUCCAUGGUCUGUGUGGAGGGCAUUAUUACCAAAUGUUCUCUUGUUAGGCCAAAAGUUGUCAAGAGUGUCCACUUCUGCUCAGUUACAGAGAAAUUCACAGUGCGUGAGUACAGAGAUAUUACAUCCAAUAUUGGCUUGCCGACUGGUUCAGUGUACCCAACACGAGAUGAUAAUGGCAACUUGUUGGUAACAGAGUAUGGUCUUUGCACUUAUAAAGACCACCAAACUCUAUCAAUGCAAGAGGUUCCAGAGAACUCAGCUCCCGGCCAGCUUCCGAGGACAGUGGAUGUUAUAGUCGAAGAUGAUUUAGUGGAUUCAUGCAAGCCUGGAGACCGUGUGGCGAUAGUUGGGAUAUAUAAAGCCCUUCCUGGAAAGAGCAAAGGCAGUGUGAAUGGAGUAUUCAGGACGGUUCUCAUAGCCAACAAUGUCUCUCUUCUCAACAAAAUGUCACACAACUUACAGUAUUCGAGUGACGAUAUGAAAAAUAUUAGGAAGGUAUCUGAAAGAGAUGAUGCGUUUAACCUUCUUGCUAACUCUCUUGCUCCAUCUAUAUAUGGGCAUCUGUGGAUAAAGAAAGCAGUCAUUCUGCUGAUGCUUGGGGGAAAUGAAAAGAACUUGAAGAAUGGGACUCACUUGAGGGGUGAUAUAAACAUGAUGAUGGUCGGUGACCCCUCUGUUGCCAAGUCCCAGCUGUUGAGAGCUAUCAUGAACAUUGCUCCUCUGGCCAUAUCAACCACCGGUCGUGGUUCAUCUGGUGUUGGAUUGACUGCUGCAGUUACUUCUGACCAAGAAACAGGUGAGAGAAGACUGGAAGCCGGCGCCAUGGUUCUUGCUGAUAGAGGGGUUGUUUGUAUUGAUGAGUUUGACAAAAUGAACGAUCAGGAUCGUGUUGCCAUCCAUGAGGUGAUGGAGCAGCAAACUGUGACCAUUGCCAAAGCCGGUAUUCAUGCAUCCUUGAAUGCUCGGUGCAGUGUUGUGGCAGCAGCCAAUCCAAUAUAUGGAACAUAUGACCGUUCGUUAACUCCAACAAAGAAUAUUGGGCUUCCUGAUUCUCUUCUUUCUCGUUUUGAUCUUCUGUUCAUCGUCUUGGAUCAAAUGGAUCCUGGGAUUGAUCGUCAGAUCUCAGAGCAUGUGCUACGUAUGCAUCGAUAUCGUUCGAUGGUUGAUGGAGGUAUGAGAUUAGAUGAGAGUUCAAGGCACGAUGGCGAGGAGGAUCCAGAAGCUGGUUCUUUGGUUUUUGUCAAGUAUAACCGAAUGUUGCACGGGAGAAAAUCGGAUAAGGGUCGUAAACGCGAUACUCUCACUAUCAAUUUUCUUAAGAAAUACAUUCAUUAUGCAAAGAACAGGAUUCAGCCUGAGCUCACUGAUGAGGCAUCUGAACACAUAGCAACUGCAUAUGCGGAGCUUAGGAAUGCGGGUUCAAAUGUAAAGACAGGAGGGACACUUCCGAUCACCGCAAGAACCUUAGAGACCAUAAUUCGUCUCUCGACUGCCCAUGCCAAACUUAAGCUACGAAGACAGGUACUGAAGCCUGAUGUAGAAGCUGCUCUGCAAGUUCUAAACUUUGCCAUAUAUCAUCAAGAGCUGAAUGAAAUGGAGGAGAGGGAGGAAGUAUGGCGGAGAGAAAUGGACGAAGAGCGUAGGGAAGAUUCCGAAGCUGGUGGUAAUAACGAUGGAGCUCGUACGAGAGGUGCAAGUGACGAAACCAACAACAAUGGCUCAACUGCUCAAACUGGUGAAACUGAACCUAUGGAUGUAGAUGCACCUCCAUCAAGUGAGGUCAACAUAUCACAAGAAAGAUUGGACUUGUUCAGUGCAGCAUUAGGGAAGUAUAGGCAUGCACAACAUUUGGACCAAAUGCCGAUAGCUGAUAUCGAGAGUGUGGUUAACGUUGGAGCUCCCGUCCCUUACUCGGGUGCCGAGAUUAUGUCUCUCUUGGAG
Striga hermonthica is the source of this 2511-nucleotide messenger RNA. Lineage: Eukaryota; Viridiplantae; Streptophyta; Magnoliopsida; Lamiales; Orobanchaceae. The record is from the annotation of a GenBank genome assembly.